AUGAAUGAUAAAAUGCAUAGUGAAACCGGCGCUUUCUCAUCUGACGACAUGCGCGCCGAAAUAUUGAACCCUUUCGUUCACAAAUUGGAAUUAGAUAACACAUACGAUAAAAUAAAGACUGCCAUAUUUACCGUCAUACUGCUGCCGUUCCGGGUGAUCGUGAUAUGCUACCUGAUCGUAACCGCUUGGUUCCUGGCCUGCAUCGGCCUCUAUGGGCUCAGCGAGGAGGACCUUCGAAGUAAACCUAUGACUGGAUGGAGAAGCAAACUGCGCCUGUCGAUCCUCUCGCUAAUGCGGCUGGUCGUGGUUGCGGCGGGCUUCCACCGCGUGCGGGUGCUCGGCAGGGACAGGGCCGCGGAGGCCCGCGAGGCGCCCGUGCUGGUGAUGGCGCCGCACUCCUCGUUCUUCGACGCGAUCGCCAUCGUGUGUCUUGGCGCGCCGAGCGUGGUCGCCAAGGCGGACACGGCCAGGCUGCCCCUCAUCGGACGUAGGUGGAGCGACGUGGGCGUUUGCCAUGGACCCAGUAGCCGAUGCCUUGAGACCUUGAUUUUCAAAUUGGAUCAUUGUCAAAUCGGACCCAGUAGCCGAUGCUUUGAGACCUCGAUUGUCAAAUCGGAUCAAGUAGCCGAUGCUUUGAGACCU
Iphiclides podalirius (scarce swallowtail) is the source of this 642-nucleotide messenger RNA. NCBI's taxonomy places the organism in Eukaryota, Metazoa, Arthropoda, Insecta, Lepidoptera, Papilionidae. The record is from the annotation of a GenBank genome assembly.